Molecule: messenger RNA, 1477 nt
Organism: Misgurnus anguillicaudatus (oriental weatherfish)
Lineage: Eukaryota; Metazoa; Chordata; Actinopteri; Cypriniformes; Cobitidae
Product: sialidase-1
Biological process (GO): ganglioside catabolic process; oligosaccharide catabolic process
Cellular component (GO): membrane; cytoplasm; intracellular membrane-bounded organelle
Molecular function (GO): exo-alpha-sialidase activity
Source: RefSeq, a predicted model, not a curated record
GUGCUUUGACGGUGUGCCAAGAUAAGACCGCACACAAUCUUGUCUGGGUUGCAAAACUUGUUUGUGCUUUUUUCGACAUGCUCAUUUAACGUUAAACAUAACAGUGUUUCUCUUUUACGUGGAAGGAUUCUGACUUUUCAAUAUGAAGAGGACUAGAUUCAUUUUGGGAAACUUUGACUUUACUGAACUUACUGUGCUGGUUUUUCUACUUUUGGAGCUGGCAAGCUUAGAUGCCGUCAGGUUUAAUGGAAAGAGCUUACAGAUUGACCCUAUAAUCAUGGAAGAGCAGAUCCUCUGGAUUGGAGGUGGGGCGGGUGCGGUACACACAUACAGGAUUCCCCUACUCACAUCCACUCCUCGUGGAAGUCUACUGGCUUUUGCGGAAGCCCGGAAGACAUCUUCCACAGAUAUGACGGCCAAGUUUAUAGCUCUACGGCGCUCUACAGACAAAGGAGCAACCUGGUCACCAACGUCUUUCAUAGUUGACGACGGCUCACAGACCGAUGGGGUGAAUCUGGGUUCAGUUGUAGCGGAUGAAGAGACGGGAGCAGUGAUACUCAUUUACUCUCUGUGCUUUUACCGCUAUCACUGCAGCCCUCCUCGGAUCAUGAUGACUGAAAGCCUGGAUGAUGGCCUGACCUGGAACGCCCCACGAAACCUCAAUCCACAACUGGGGGUCCAUAGUUUUAUCCCUGGUCCUGGCUUUGGAAUACAGAAGCAUCAUCCCCCUGCCGUUGGUCGUCUGGUGGUGUGUGGUCAUGGUACUCUAGCUGGUGAUGGGGUCUUCUGCAUCCUCAGCGAUGAUCAUGGCCGUACGUGGAGAAAUGGAGCUGCGCUAAAGAGCAUCCCUUACAACCACAAUAAGCAAGCUCUUGAUUUCAACCCAGAUGAAUGUCAGCCCGUCGAACUAGACGAUGGAUCUAUAUACAUCAGUGUGCGUAACCAGAACCACUAUCACUGCCGCUGUCGCAUGGUUGUGCGCAGUCUGGACGGAGGCGAAUCUCUGCCUGUGGAGGAGCUGGUGUUUGAUACCACACUGGUGGAUUCUGCGGUUGCAGCUGGAGCUUUACAGAAAGAGGGAGUGCUGUACUUCACCAAUCCCGCCCAUACGCAUGAUAGAGUUAACCUCACGCUUCGCUGGUCUCUGGAUUAUGGUAAAUCAUGGACGAACAAUACUUUAAAGAUUUGGGAAGGGCCAAGUGGAUACUCCUGUAUAGCCUCACAUAAAGGCAAUGAACCUGAGGAUCACAUAUAUGUUAUUUAUGAAAAAGGCCAUAAAGACUAUUAUGAGACCAUAUCUUUUUUGAAAAUCAAUCUGUACAGUGGACUGUAAAUGGUACAGUCAUUAUGGUGGAAAUUAUAAACUUUAUUCUUGUGUUGUUCACAAUUAUAUGUUUGCCAGUACAGUAAAUAGUUUUUUUUAAUUACCAGUGUUUAACAAAUUCCUUCAAAAUAAUAGAUAUACUGUAACUUCGUA